Messenger RNA from Neofelis nebulosa (Clouded leopard), 2335 nucleotides. It is a transcript of the gene APEX2, whose product is annotated as apurinic/apyrimidinic endodeoxyribonuclease 2. Bases 420 to 1964 code for a protein of 514 amino acids. Gene Ontology annotation, cellular component: nucleus. The record is from RefSeq and is a predicted model, not a curated record. Gene Ontology annotation, molecular function: DNA-(apurinic or apyrimidinic site) endonuclease activity; double-stranded DNA 3'-5' DNA exonuclease activity; zinc ion binding. Gene Ontology annotation, biological process: base-excision repair. NCBI's taxonomy places the organism in Eukaryota, Metazoa, Chordata, Mammalia, Carnivora, Felidae. The transcript is spliced from 6 exons.
GGGGCAGUCGCACUAGGCAGGGGACUUCAGUCGCAGCGCGGUUCCGUUCAAGGUUCCGCUGCUUAAAAAGUGGUGAAAUCUCGUUUGUAAGUAAUUGGCGGCACCCAGGGGGCUUUUGAGCAGCAAGGAAAGGAAGUCUGACGCCAGUGAACGACGGGAGUAGCAUGAGCCUAACUGCUGAGCUUUCUCUUGCCAUUCAUUCCACCCAGGGAUUUGCACCACACCCUUCAGCUUCCGCUCCUCCCGCCAAUAAGAACUGAGGAACUCGAAGCCCCUCCCCACCUUCAACGACGCUGUUGUGGCGCGCAGGAGAACGCAGGCGCCAUUACGCGCGGAAGGCAGAACUUGGCCAGGUUGAGGGUGUCCAGCCGACCUGUGGCCCCUAGGUUGGGCGCGGACUGUGAGGCGUUGCAGUCAAGAUGUUGCGCGUGGUGAGCUGGAACGUCAAUGGGAUCCGGAGCCCUCUGCAAGGGAUGCUAUGCGAGGAGCCCAGCAACUAUGCCGCCAUGGUCGUGGGGCGCAUUUUGGACAAGCUGGACGCCGACAUCGUGUGUUUUCAGGAGACGAAAGUGACCAGGGAUGUGCUGACAGAGCCCCUGGCUAUCACUGAGGGCUAUAACUCCUAUUUCAGCUUCAGCCGCAGCCGCAGUGGCUAUUCUGGUGUAGCCACCUUCUGUAAGGACAGCGCUACCCCUGUGGCUGCUGAAGAAGGCCUCAGUGGCCUACUUGCCACUCAGAAGGGGGACGUGGGUUGCUAUGGAAACAUGGAUGAAUUCACCCAGGAGGAGCUUCGAGCUCUGGAUAGUGAGGGCCGGGCCCUUCUCACACAGCACAAAAUCCGCACAUGGGAAGGGAAAGAGAAGAUCUUGACCCUAAUCAACGUGUACUGCCCCCACGCGGACCCUGGGAAACCUGAGCGGCUGGCAUUUAAGAUGCGCUUCUAUAGCUUGCUGAAGAUCCGAGCAGAAGCCCUCCUGGCAGCUGGCAGCCAUGUGAUCAUUCUGGGUGACCUGAAUACAGCCCACCGCCCCAUUGACCACUGGGAUGCAGUCAACCUGGAAUGCUUUGAAGAGGACCCAGGGCGCAAGUGGAUGGACGGCUUGCUCAGUAGCCUGGGAUGCCAGACUGGGUCUCAUGUGGGGCCCUUCAUUGAUAGCUACCGCUGCUUCCAGCCAAAGCAGGAGGGGGCAUUCACCUGCUGGUCAGCAGUCAGUGGUGCCCGGCAUUUGAAUUAUGGCUCCCGGCUUGACUAUGUGCUGGGGGACCGGACCCUGGUAAUAGACACUUUCCAGGACUCCUUCCUACUGCCUGAGGUGAUGGGUUCUGACCAUUGCCCUGUGGGUGCAGUCUUGAGUGUGUCCUCUGUGCCAGCAAAAGAGUGCCCACCUCUGUGUACCCGCUUCCUCCCUGAGUUUGCAGGCACCCAGCUCAAGAUCCAUCGCUUCCUAGUUCGUCUCAAAGAUCCUGUGUUCAGGCAUUCAGCACUGAAACUCAACAAUAAAACCCAGGUACAGAUGCACCAAAACAAAGCCCGUGUGCGCUCAACCAGGCCUCGGCCAAGUCAAGCUGGCUCCAGCAGAGGCCAAAAAAACCUGACAAGCUACUUCCAGCCAUCUUCCAGCCAUCCCCAAGCUUCUCCUAACUUGGAACUUCUUAGUGUGGGUGCCCUCAUGACCCCAAAGACGUCAGAAAAGGAGGUGAUGGCCAAAGUGGUAGAGGGGCAGGCCAGUGCUUCAGAGGCCAAGGAUGAGAAGGAGAUACGGACCUCUUUUUGGAAGUCUUUGCUAGGGGGGCCCUUGUCCAUGCCCCUCUGUAGGGGCCACAGGGAGCCAUGUGUGAGGCGAACUGUGAAGAAGCCAGGACCCAACCUGGGCCGCCACUUCUAUAUCUGUGCCAGACCCCAGGGUCCUCCCACUGACCCUUCCUCCCGCUGCAACUUCUUUCUCUGGAGCAGGCCCAGCUGAAUCAACUCAGGCCUAGGGAUAUCUAUCAUGGUUAACCCUGUAUAUACUCAGGCUAGCCCCCUCCUAGGCUACCUCUUCCUCCCCCAAGUCCUUCUCCUCUUCUUCCACUUUCCUCAAGGACCCUUCCCUUUCCUCUUUCUCUUCCUCUUCCUUCUUUAAGGCCUCUCUUACUCUUUCUUCUUCCUGCCUAGCUCCUCUUCAUUGGUGAGCUACUUGUUUGUGCCCUGUUGCUGUGACCCAAUUCCCCACUGUGCUUCCCACCUUCCGUCAGAAGUACACAGGAACCAAUUGCCGCAGAAAGUUGGUUUUAAACCCCUUUAUUCCUUGCUGACAAAUAUAUCUGUUCCUAAAUAAAGUCUGUUUUUAUUUUA